AUGCUGUACUUAGAGGUGAAGUGGUGUAUAGCGCGAACGCCUCUCAUCUCCGAGGGAUGGGCGUGGAGCAGCGCAAGUGCGCUUGCAGACAGUUUUGAUAUCGCGAGUUCGAUCCUCGCAGCGGACAUUUUUUUAUUUUUCAUAAAAAAAUAGCUUUUCUCUUCAAACUGGUGGUUUUAUACUGUUUUAAUAACUAAUUAUGACUUUGAAAACCGAAAUAAACUCCUAAAAAAUUUAAAUCCAAUAUGAAAACAAAAUGAACGACCAAAAGUGUAAAAUCUAAACUUUCAGUACUAAAUUUCGCGACUUUUUUCACUACUGUUAUGACCAUAACUUUUUUUGUUCUCAACCUUUUUCGAAAAACUGAACUGUUUUGAAUAGUGAAUUAGAGCAGCUAUCCAACCAUAGUAAUAUUGAAGUUCGAAAAUUUUUUUGAAAAUUUGGUUGCGGUCCCUAUCCAUAUUUCUAAGAAAGGUUUUGAAAAAAUGUGUAGGAUUGGUGUAGGAUUGCGUCAUUCUGCUACUUGGCGCGUUUUUAACCUCAAAACUUUCGAAAAUUUUCAUUCGAAUCAUCAGUUUUUCACGUUUUUUUCAAACAUUAAAGUUAGUUUUGUUUUCUGGUUUACGCAGUUUUUGGAAACUAAGUAACCUUUAAAAAGAAAGUUUUUCAAGAUUUUUGGAAGGUUUUUUUUUCAAUUUUGAAUAUAUUUCAUGUGAAAGCUAUGAAAUGUGGAUCUGCUGCAAAAAAGAGGAGAAGUCAAACGAGACCCGCAGGCCACGCACCUCGAACGUCUGACGAUCGACAAAGCCUGCAGAGUGGCCGUGCAAGAGUCCCUCGCCAAUCGACGCAGGAGUGCACUUCUUCAGACAGCUGAGAAACGUCAAAGCCUCAAGAAGAAGAAGUUCGAGCUCGUCGACGAGCGAACGGUGAUGACAGCACUGAAGGACGAGAACGGCCAGCUGAAGUCGUCAAGGAACGAGAUGGAGCGCCUGACCGUCGACUUCUACACGAAACUCUUCCGAAGCGACGUUCCCGUCCCCAGAACACCAACGCCGCCACCAGAAGAAGAACCCCCAAUCCUACCCGAAGAAGUCAAGUACGCCAUCAGGAAGCUGAAGGUCGGAACGGCCGCAGGACCCGACAACAUCUCGUCCGAACUGCUGAAGGCUGGAGGAGACUCGCUGUACCGACUACUUGCCCGGCACUUCUCCAAGUACCUGAGCGAAGCCUCUAUUCCGGAACAAUGGAAAACGUCCAAGACGAUCCUCAUUCCGAAGAAGGGCGACCUCACCGACCUGAACAACUUCAGACCGAUCUCCCUCUUAUCGGUCGUCUACAAGUUGUUCACCAAGGUCAUCGUCAACAGACUAGAGAAGCAACUCGACAACUUCCAAUCGUUUUCGCAAGCUGGCUUCCGACGCAACUACUCUUGCCUAGACCACAUCCACGCCUUGACAUAG
Messenger RNA from Caenorhabditis auriculariae, 1460 nucleotides. The record is from the annotation of a GenBank genome assembly. NCBI's taxonomy places the organism in Eukaryota, Metazoa, Nematoda, Chromadorea, Rhabditida, Rhabditidae.